CAAAAAAUAUGUCACAAAGGCGCCACGCUCUGGUCCUCAUCCCAAAAAUGGUGAAAAGCCCGCCAUUGAAAGCUCUCUCACUCUUCAACUCCUCAACAGUCCAAGGCCUCCAACACAGCCACCAAUCCUUGUCCUUCAUCAUACACCACCUUCUCUCUUCCAAAAUGCUACCACACGUUCAGUCUCUCAUUCAACAAAUACUCUCUGGUCGAAUCUCCUCUCCUACCUUCACUUCCUCAUCUCUUCUCCACGAUUUGACACAAAACAAUCUCAGUUUGGAUUCAACCCAUGUUCAUCUUUACGAAGCAAUCAUCAAUGCCCAUGUCCAAUGUCAAUUAACAGAGCAAGCACUCUUCUAUUUCACUCAGAUGAUUGAUAAAGGUCUCGUGCCUGGACCAAACACUUUCAAUAAUCUUUUGGGUUUUCUUAUCAACUCAAAUUGUUUUGAGAAAGCUUGGUGCCUUUUCAAUGAAACAAAGGGUAAGGUUGAAGUGGAUGUAUAUAGUUUGGGGAUUAUGAUAAAUGGUUGUUGUGAGGCUGGUGAUUUGGAUAGAGGGUUUGAGCUUUUGGUUCUGUUGGAGGAGAUGGGUUGGUCUCCAAAUGUUGUCAUAUACACUACUUUGAUUGAUGGGUGUUGUAAGAAUGGAGAUAUUGAGCGGGCCAAGGAGUUGUUUUGUAAAAUGGGAGAGCUUGGUUUGGUUGCUAAUCAAUACACUUACACGGUGUUGAUCAAUGGGUUUUUCAAGAAAGGGCUAAAGAAGGAUGGGUUUGAGCUGUAUGAGGAAAUGAAGCACAAUGGGGUGUUUCCUAAUUUAUAUACUUACAAUUGUUUGAUUAAUGAAUAUUGUAGUGAUGGAAGAACAAGUGAAGCUUUUGAACUGUUUGAUGAAAUGCGUGAAAGAGGGGUGGUUUGUAAUGUUGUUACAUACAACACGUUGAUUGGUGGGUUGUGUCGAGAGAGGAGGGUUUGGGAGGCUGAGAAGUUGGUGGAUCAAAUGAAAAGCGUUGGUAUUAGUCCAAAUGUAAUUACAUGUAACAUGCUGAUAGAUGGGUUUUGUAAGGUUGGAAAGUUGGACAAAGCUUCAAGUUUAUUUGAUCACUUGAAGUCAUUUGGUCAAUCUCCAACACUGGUGACAUACAAUGUUCUAAUUGCAGGUUUCUGUAGAGCUGGAAAUUUUGUCCAAGCUGCUGACUUUGUUAGGGAGAUGGAGGAGAGAGGAAUUUCCCCUUCUAAAGUGACAUAUACUAUUUUAAUUGAUGCCAUUGUUCGGUCAGAUAACAUGGAAAAAGCAUUUCAGAUAUACUCUUCCAUGGAGAAGGCGGGUUUGGUUCCAGAUGUUUAUACAUACGGUGUCUUAAUACAUGGGUUAUGCAUGAAAGGUAAUAUGAAGGAAGCCUCAAAGCUGUUUAAAUCAAUGAGAGAGAAGCAUUUAGAGCCAAAUGAUGUGAUAUAUAAUACGUUGAUUCUUGGUUACUGCAAGGAGGGUAGCUCUUACAGGGCACUAGGGUUGCUUAAAGAAAUGGGUGAGAGUAGACUAAUUCCAAACGUGGCAACCUACAGUUCAACUAUUGGAGUUCUUUGCAAGGAUGGGAAGUGGAUUGAGGCUGAAGUCCUACUUAAAGCGAUGAUAGAGUCGGGUUUAAAACCAUCGAUUUCUAUCUACAAUAUGAUUUCUAAAGCCAAGAAUGAUACAUGAUUCAAGUCUUCAGGCACUCAUUCAGACAUGGAUAUUGAAGGAAAUGUGAAAUGUGAAGACAAAGAUAUGAAGAUGCUGUUUUAGCCCAAACUGACUACUGUUGCAAAGAGGUUAAAUUGCCAUAAUUCAGUGUAGCUUCUAACUGUAAAGAAUGGCUCUGCUUGUCUUUGCAUGCCUGGUUCGAAUACUGAAGCGCAUAUGCUUGGUCAUUGUAAUAUUUAUGUAAUUUCCUUUUUUAUUACGUAUUUUUGCUUUGAUUGUUGUCUUUAUACAGUGUAUAACUAACUUCAUAGCAUAUAUGCAGCAUGAUCUCACUAUUUGACAACAUAGGACAGAACAAUCGUGGCCCUGUAAACUCAUUGCCCAUUUCACAAUUAAAGUAUAUGGAUUAGGGAUUCCCCAUCAGUGUCAUUCUCUUUCUGGUUCAAAGACCCUUUAAUAUAUAUAUAUAUAUAUAUAUAUACUUGUCUGUACCUUCCAUAAUUUGGUUGGUUCUUGCCUUACUUUUGAAAUUGGAUGACUGGUAUUGCCGAGAAUUUUAUGAUGUUUGCCUUUUGUGUGCACCACAUAUGGUUUACCUCAAAGGCUGCAUUGCCAAGCAAUCUUCAGUAUGCCUGCAAUUGCCUUAGUUGAAACUCAUUCCUAUCU
This is a messenger RNA of Quercus lobata, 2345 nucleotides long. RefSeq names its product Pentatricopeptide repeat (PPR-like) superfamily protein. Gene Ontology annotation, molecular function: mRNA binding; protein binding. The transcript is spliced from 2 exons. NCBI's taxonomy places the organism in Eukaryota, Viridiplantae, Streptophyta, Magnoliopsida, Fagales, Fagaceae. The coding region runs from base 9 to 1697 and encodes 562 amino acids. The record is from RefSeq and is a predicted model, not a curated record.